AUGGUCCACAAGGAGGAGGACAUGUGGAGAGCGCAGCCCGAGGAGAGAGUUAGAAACAGGAACGUCGACCUCGGCCUGUCUGAAAAAGAUAUAGGACCUUCACAAGGCGAUCCCUCACCCGGAGCAGAAUCAGAUGACCCAGCCCCAUUCCUCGUCGCCUUCGACGAGCCUCACGAUCACCUCAACCCUAAAGACUGGCCGACGAUCCGAAAAUGGGUGGCAACCGGCGUUUUGUCGGUGACAGGCUUCAAUCGCAUCAUGGUUUCGACCAUCAUGGCUCCCGCACUGUCUACAAUCGCAGUCGAGCUCGACAUGAAUGCAACCACGUCCGUCAUGUCCUUGUCCGUCUAUCUCCUUGCCACCGCCUUCGGACCGCUGCUCAUCGGCCCACUGUCAGAGAUAUACGGCCGCAAACCCGUGCUUCACGCGACCAACACCUGGUUCCUGGUCUGGAACCUCGUCUGUGGAUUCGCAACCAGCAAAUCCGUCCUGAUCGCUGCCCGCCUGCUUGCAGGGCUGGGCGCGAGUGCGAUAUACACUCUCGGAGGGGGUGUCCUUGGCGAUGUGUGGAGACCCGAAGAGAGAGGUCGCUCUCUGGGUCUGUAUCAGCUCAUACCGCUGCUCGGUGCCGCCGUGGGUCCCAUCCUGGGAGGCUUUAUCGCCUCGUCGACGACCUGGCGCUGGAUGUUCUGGUCGACGUCGAUAUUCCAGUUGGUCGCCACGGUGCUGUCCUUCUUCAUCUUCCACGAGACGUACGCCCAUGCCAUCCUCAAGCAGAAAGCGAGUCGUCUGCGCCGCAGCACGGGGGACGCGCGCUACCACGCGGCGGUCGAGAAGCUGCUGGAGAACCGGCCGCUCAGCUGGAUGUGGCGAAAAAGUCUCUCCCGGCCGCUCCGCCUAUUAAUGUUUCACUCGAUCGUGCAGAUCCAAGCCGUCGUGUGUGGUUUCGCGUAUGGGAUUACAUACCUGGUGAUAUCGAGCUAUGCGGACAUGUGGACUGCGAGGUACGCAGAGUCGACUUCAAGGGCCGGGCUUCACUACCUCGCCAUGUGCCUCGGUGAGAUCCUCGGGUCGCAGCUCGGCGGCCCGGCGAUGGACUUGGUCUUCCACAAGCUGAAGAUGCGGCAUCGAGGGUCUGGCGCCCCAGAGCUUCAUCUCCCUCUGAUGGUACCCGGGUCUCUCAUCACAGUCACAGGGUUCCUGCUGUACGGAUGGACCGCACAAACGCGUUCUUUCUGGGUCGUCGUCGAUCUCGGCGCCUUGCUGCUAUCCCUCGGCAACAGCAUGACGGGACAGGUCAUGCAGGCUUAUGUCAUUGACUCAUACCCGGACCAUACGAGCUCUGCGUUGGCGGCAUCUCAAUUGGUGCGCAGUCUGACCGCAUUUGGAUUCCCGCUGUUUGCUCCUCAUCUGUACGCAGCGCUGGGUUAUGGUUGGGGAAAUAGCUUGUUGGCUCUGAUCUCGGCCGUCAUUGGGUUUCCUGCACCCUUGGUUCUGUGGGUGUUCGGCGCGAGGCUGCGUGAAGAGGCCCAAUUUACGUUCUGA
Molecule: messenger RNA, 1545 nt
Organism: Exophiala aquamarina CBS 119918
Lineage: Eukaryota; Fungi; Ascomycota; Eurotiomycetes; Chaetothyriales; Herpotrichiellaceae
Exons: 1
Coding region: 1-1545 (514 amino acids)
Biological process (GO): transmembrane transport
Cellular component (GO): membrane
Molecular function (GO): transmembrane transporter activity
Source: RefSeq, a predicted model, not a curated record